Molecule: messenger RNA, 1812 nt
Organism: Baudoinia panamericana UAMH 10762
Lineage: Eukaryota; Fungi; Ascomycota; Dothideomycetes; Mycosphaerellales; Teratosphaeriaceae
Exons: 4
Coding region: 1-1812 (603 amino acids)
Biological process (GO): DNA-templated transcription
Molecular function (GO): zinc ion binding; DNA binding
Source: RefSeq, a predicted model, not a curated record
AUGGGGACUAAGCAGCUGGGCAGUGUGAUGGCGGACGCCCAUGCCUUCGUUGCACGGGCAUGCAGUUCCAAUGUCGAUAUGACAGCGAAAGACGCGCGAGGACUACCGCACGCGGCAGGACACAGGCGCAUCAGUGCGUUGCGCCUCCGGGGCGAGCUCAGCGAACGUUCCCUGGAGCCAGUUCCAGCAGCUCUGGCUGUGGGCUCAGAAAGCGCCAUUAAUAUCGUCGAUGGAUGCACUUCAGCCCAGUCGCCACCCUCGGCCACGUUUGAACCUUAUUCAACCAGGAAUUACGGUCCAGAUAGGCUACCUGAUACGCAAUCCCAAAACCUGCUCCGUUACCCGCAUGGCGACGUGUCUCCGUCUAUACUGUGGACUACCGCUUCGCCUCAGUCCCCUUCCACAAGCAACGGAGCUGGUUCCGGCACAAGUCCAGGACUGACGACAAGUCCUCCCAAACGCAGCGACCGUUCUUCAGACCCAGCCUUUGCGGUCACUGAUCAUGGCUUGCCUCACUGGCCACCGAAUCUCAAAGAUGACGAAAUCCUACAAUACAUAGAUAUCUUCUUCGACAGGCUAUACUCCACCCUACCCGUCGUGGAUCGGCACGACUUCCAGAGGAAGGUGAUGCUACAAAGAUACCUGCAUGACUCCUCCUUCGCAGCAUUGGUACUGUCCAUGUGUGCUUUUGCUCUACUGCAGCCUGUGUAUCAUCAAGAGUACGAGUCGAUGGACAGGCGACAGAGUGUCGCAAAAGACAUGCUUCAAGCAGCUAAUACAAUGCGCUCAAGCUUUGACUUUGGUGAGAACAUGACACUGGAGACUGUAUUGACGAGCUUCUUCAUGUUCGCGGCACUGUUUGGACUUAACCUCCAGAAAGCGGCGCUGCUUCGUCUUCGAGAGGCUGCGGAAGUGGGCAAGCUGCUGGGACUGCAUCGACCAGAUAACUAUGCGCCCCUCGGCUUCGAUGAGAAAAGUAGACGCUUGAGAUUGUUCUACAUCUUGGCUGUGACCGAACGGGGCUUUGCGCUCCAGCGCAAUCACAGUUCAACAUUUUCGAGACAACACAUACGCACAAUGUCCCCUGUUUUGGAAGAGCUACAAGCCAAGGCCAGUCAACGUUCCGAAGCGAUUAUUGUACAUGAUCAACGGUCGGCCCCGGCUAUGCACGGCUUGCUUCAACUGAUAGCACUUUUUGAAUCUGUGGACGCAGAGAUUGUACCAUGUUUCAAUAGGAGUUGCACUCCACGAAAUCAACGGUGUAUGCAGCUCACCACGGCCGUUGCGAUCAAGACAUACGAUGCUAUCAAGGGUGUCAUAGGCCGUCCCGCAGACCGGCGCGAAGGGCAACCUGUAUGCUCACCGCGCGUCAACCUUGAUAUAACCUACACCACCCAAGCGUCCUCGGAGCUCAGCACGUCUCAAUACGCCGACUGCUUCACACUCCAGCAGUGGCUUCUCAUCAGGCUCUGGGUAGCCUGUCUUGCGCACGACCUUCUUUCGGCGGACGAGUCAUGUCUGGUUCUAUCACCAACCUUUCCCGUAGCUAUUGCGUGGGAUGUGUGGAGCAAAUGUAAUGCUCUUGGUGAAGCCGUAUUGGAGGUUCACGGUCUCGGCAUGAUUGAGCGCAUUCACGACGUCGCAAUGGGCGUCGUGUUGACCUUGCAGUCGCAUUCAGAGACCCGCAGUCUUGUGCCAUGGGACUACGGUUGCCAGGUGGUCGAACAGUAUCUGGGUUUGCUAGCGCGUCUACGUAAUGGCCAGCACCCUUUCCAUGCGGCUCUGCAGAACGCCUUCGACUCGGUCCGUUGA